AUGUCUUCUCACGUGGUUGUAGUUUCGCCUGACGUCAAGCGGGUCAGCGUUAAGGUCAACCCUGGAACAUACAUGUUCGACGUUCUCGAGGAGGCUUGCAAGAAGCUCAACCUGCAGGUAGACAAGUGGUCUCUCAAGCACCAGAAGAACGUGAUCAAUCUCAGCGAUCAGUUUCGCAUCACUCGUCUCACACCAGGUGCUAAACUUGAACUUGUAGCAAGUUCAAAGACGACCUCGGUGGUGAACAUCGCCCUCAAGCUUCCGGAAGCUGAAGCCAAAGCGAUUCCUAAUGGACGCCUUAUGGAGAAGUUCAGAAGUGAUACCACGCUUUGGAAGAUGCUGCGGCAGUUCGAGUCAAAGGGAUCGCCGUCUGGCCACACGUUGAACUUCACCGAUCGAGGCAUACCUCAGACGAGCAACGGUACCCAGGCAGGCAGUGGGCAGCUGUUUUAUGAGAUGCCGUCACUUCGAAUCAUGAGCCGGGAGAUAUCGACGCUUGCAGACUUUCAGAAGACCCUCUCUCAACUUGGCCUGACCUCCGGGAGUCAUAUGAUCCAGUUGUCUUUCAAGUCCACAGACAAGACGCUCAACGACGCGAUGCAGGAGAUCUCUCAGUUCUUCGAAGAUGAGGAGAAAGCAGAGGCAAAGGAGAAGAGUGUGGUUACUGGGGCGUCGUCAACCCAGACCGAGUCCCUCUUGGACACUCCCAACCCGGAGAGCUUCGAUAGUACCACUCUCCAGGCUCCGUUGGUUGCUGGAACGGGAGCGGUAGCCGCUGAUGGCUCACAAGGUGUUGAACCAACCGAGUCGACUGCAACCCCUGUGGAUUCGCCUCGGCCAACUAGUGACGAGGAUCGUGAACCUGACCCGCGCACUUCGAGCCUCGAACCUGUCAGCAUCUUUUCCGCACCUACGAACUCCAGGCCCGUGGCUGCCUCGGUAGACGUUCCUGACUCUGUCUACACACCGACAAUCGCACACGCCCAGGCACACCAGCAAAACUUGCAGGCGAGCGCUGUCAAUAAGCGGCUUAAGUCCGAUGCUGAGCUUGCAGCGGAGGCCCGAGACGCGGAAGCCAAGGCUGCAGCGGUCAAGAAGAUCGAUGUGAAAGUGCGAUUUCCAGACGAGACCUCGGCGCAGUGGAACUUCGGGCCCAUGGACACCGGUUCAACUCUAUAUAAGGCCGUCCGGGGGGUCAUGGCGAAUGACUCCGCCCCGUUCAAGCUGGUGUUGCCUGGGGUUCCAUCUCCUUCGAACCUCAUCAAAGAUGAAGAUGGAGUGAAGCAUAAUCUCGUCAGAGGUUACAAGCUGUCAGGGCGUGUUCUUGUCAAUCUCGUCUGGGAGAACGAGGUCUCACAGAAUAUCAAGAAAGCACCGUUCUUGAAGCACAGCUUCGCCAGUCAGGCGAGGAAGGUCGAGCUCCCUCAGGCUCCCCAAGAAGAGGAGGAGGGGGAGAGCAGCGCACCAGCCCCAGCUCCAGUUGCUCCACCCCAGCCACAAAACAACGACAGUGGUGGCAGCCGCAAGAUGCCUAAGUGGCUGAAGGGCUUAUCCAAGAAAUAG
Messenger RNA from Diaporthe citri, 1563 nucleotides. RefSeq lists its product as uncharacterized. The record is from RefSeq and is a predicted model, not a curated record. The coding region runs from base 1 to 1563 and encodes 520 amino acids. The transcript is spliced from 3 exons. NCBI's taxonomy places the organism in Eukaryota, Fungi, Ascomycota, Sordariomycetes, Diaporthales, Diaporthaceae.